This is a messenger RNA of Labrus mixtus (cuckoo wrasse), 901 nucleotides long. RefSeq names its product ras-related protein Rab-18-like. The record is from RefSeq and is a predicted model, not a curated record. NCBI's taxonomy places the organism in Eukaryota, Metazoa, Chordata, Actinopteri, Labriformes, Labridae. Bases 137 to 754 code for a protein of 205 amino acids. Gene Ontology annotation, molecular function: GTPase activity; GTP binding. The transcript is spliced from 7 exons.
GGUUGGGCGGAAGUUGAGCGAGCAACAGACUUGCAGGCUGUCAUCGGAGCUAUUAGCCGCCUGCCGCCCUAAAAACAAGUGAAAUUUACCGAUAAAAGUGUUGACAAGGUGAGGUCAAACUAGCUCGCACGGGAAUAUGGACGAAGACGUGCUGACAACUCUGAAGCUGUUGAUUAUUGGUGAAAGUGGAGUCGGAAAAUCCAGUCUCCUCCUGAGGUUCACAGAUGAUACUUUUGAUCCAGAGCAAACAGCAACAAUAGGUGUGGAUUUCAAAGUGAAGACACUCGCUAUAGAUGGGAACAAAGCAAAGCUCGCCAUAUGGGACACGGCUGGACAGGAGAGGUUUCGAACCCUGACGCCCAGCUACUACCGUGGUGCACAGGGAGUCAUACUUGUUUACGACGUCACAAAGCGCGACACUUUUUCAAAACUUGAAAACUGGCUGAAUGAACUGGAAACCUACACGACACGCAAUGAGAUUGUAAAAAUGCUCGUUGGGAACAAAAUAGAUAAGGACGACCAUGAAGUGGACAGAAAUGAAGGGCUGAAGUUUGCUAGGAAGCACUCAAUGCUUUUUAUUGAGGCUAGUGCAAAGACCAAAGAUGGUGUCCAGUGUGCCUUUGAGGAGCUGGUGGAGAAGAUCCUCCAGACUCCAGGUCUUUGGGAGAGUGAAAACCAGAGUCCAAGGGUCCGUCUUGGGGAGCAGGAGCAGGGUGGGGGCCGGGCAUGUGGAGGAUACUGCUCAAUACCUUGAAAGUGGACAGAACCAAAGAAACAACAACCUGAUAGGAAACACUAAAGACCAGGAACAGAACGGGAAAAGAGAGAGGGAGAGGUGGAAUCAGAUGAGUACCUUUUUAAAAAGCUGGAGUAGUUCUGUCUGUCGAGAGGACUUUGCUGU